Haemorhous mexicanus (house finch) is the source of this 2363-nucleotide messenger RNA. It is a transcript of the gene HOXB7, whose product is annotated as homeobox B7. Gene Ontology annotation, biological process: anterior/posterior pattern specification; regulation of transcription by RNA polymerase II. The transcript has 2 exons. Gene Ontology annotation, cellular component: nucleus. Gene Ontology annotation, molecular function: DNA-binding transcription factor activity, RNA polymerase II-specific; RNA polymerase II cis-regulatory region sequence-specific DNA binding. The coding region runs from base 562 to 1215 and encodes 217 amino acids. The record is from RefSeq and is a predicted model, not a curated record. Lineage: Eukaryota; Metazoa; Chordata; Aves; Passeriformes; Fringillidae.
GGGGGGAGGGGAAGGAAUUAUGGACAGUCAGGAGAAAAAGUAGCUCGGAGCCGAGGAAAUGGUGCCAAGGAGGGGAAUUUAGCCGGGAUCAAUAAAGGGAUAAAUAGAACUCCCUUCCCUUUCCUCCAGCAGAGAGAGACCGAGAGAGCCUCGCUGGUUCGUCGGCAACGUGCUUGUACCCCCCUCCCCUUUUCCAUGGGGUUUUUUUAAUAUUUUUUAAUUUUUUUUCCUCCCCUUUCUGCCUCGCCCCGAGCUGAAAACUGAUUACAGGUUGCUUAUCGACUCCGCCACGAUUUCACCCCUUCCAGCCGAGCUCGCGCGGGGUUUUAUACGGCAUCAAUUAUUUAUCAUAUUUUAUAAAUCCAGCCGCACAGUCCCGUGCCCCCGAGGAGGGGGCGGCCGGCGAUUGGCGCCGGAGCGGCCACGUGCCCGCGCGUCACCGGGGCCGGGAGGAAAAAGGCUCUUUUUGGUGUAAAUCUGGACUCUAAUUCCCUAAUAUAUCACGGUACCUCGUAAAACCGACACUAAAACGUCCCGACCUACAAAUCACCCGGCCAAAUUAUGAGUUCAUUGUAUUAUGCCAACGCUUUAUUUUCUAAAUAUCAAGCCGCAAGUUCGGUUUUCCCAUCCGGAGUCUUUCCCGAGCAAACUUCUUGCGCUUUCGCCUCCAGCAGCCAACGCGCGGGCUAUGGGGCCGCAUCCACGCCUCCCUUCGCCGCCUCCAUGCCCGGCCUCUACUCGGGCGGCAGCUCCGUGCACCCCCAGCCCCCCAGCGUGUACCCCUCGGGCUACGGCCUGGAGGCCGGCUCCUUCAACGUGCCCUGCUCGCCUUUCGAGCAGAACCUCUCCGUGAUGUGCCCGGGAGACGCCUCCAAGGCGAGCUGCGGCAAAGCGGAGCCCAGGGACGGCGAGCUGCAGGGAGACGGCAACUUCCGAAUCUACCCCUGGAUGAGGAGCACAGGGACGGACAGAAAACGCGGCCGGCAGACCUACACCCGCUACCAGACGCUGGAGCUGGAGAAGGAGUUCCACUACAACCGCUACCUGACGAGGAGGAGGCGCAUCGAGAUCGCGCACUCGCUGUGCCUGAGCGAGCGCCAGAUCAAGAUCUGGUUCCAGAACCGCCGCAUGAAGUGGAAAAAGGAGAAUAAAAGCGCCUGCCCCGGCUCCGCAGGGCAGGAAAAGGCAGAGGCCGAGGAGGAUGAGGAGGAGUGAGGUGGAUGAAGGAAAGGGAAAAGGGGGGGGAAAGGCAGAAACGCGCGUUAAAACCAUGGGGGAAAAAAAAGGACUUUGUAUAAAAAUAAAUGAUCGGCGCGCGCGGCGUGAAACCCCUUGCGAUCGGUGACACCGAGGAGAAAAAAAAAUACUACCUAUAUCCGAGUGUUUUUUGGGUUGUUUUCUUCUUUUUGUACGAUAUCUACCUACUGGAUGUGGCUUUAGAGUCGGGAUCGACGCGUUUUUCCCUUCCUCUAGCAGCAGUCAUUCGUCAAUUUGUCCUUUGUGGUUAUUUUUUAUUUUUUAGGGGGGGGGUUGAUGAAGUAACGUGGUCGUGUUUAGCACCUUUCAUUUAGAAAUUGUGACCCCGAAAGGCCGAAUGCGAAUUUCGUUUAGCGCGUAGAGUCCUGUACAUAACACGAAUUAUUAUUAUUAUAAUUAUUAUUAUUAUUAUUAUUAUUCCUCCUUCCUCCCUGGAUCCUCUGCGCUCCUUUUCUCCUUGCCGCGCUCUUUUGUCUGUGGAUAUUUUUACCUUCGUUGUCGGAGCCUCUAAGGAGAAGAAAAAAGGAAAGAAAAAAAUUAAUUAAAAAAAGAGAAAAAAGCAGAGGAAUCAAUAUCGUGCUGCGUCAAAUGUUGUAUAUCGAAGUAGCAAAUUAUUUAAUGGCGGCGCGUUGCUUUUUUGUUAUUAUUAAUAAUGAUGAUGAUGAUUUUCCUUCGUCUGUGAUUAUUAUUCUUGGAAAUAAAAAGGAGAUCCACCAUCCGCAGCGCCGUGGGUGCCUCCCUCCUUGGCUGAUUAAAAACAAAAUAAAAACCCCGCUUUAUUUUUUUGGAACGGCUUUGAAAGAAAGGCGGUGAAAAAUCUCCUUUUACACCCAAAUUUCUCUCCUUUUCCACCCAAAUUUCUCUCCUUUUCCACCCCAGAUCUCGGCGAAUUUCCUGAGAAAUAAUUGAUUUUCGGGGCUCUGCCAGCGCGGGCUGGGCUCUCUCCCCUCUCUCCCUCUGGGGUUAUUUCUGAGGAAGGCAAAAAGGGAAAAAAACACCAAAAAAAAGGGAUUUAAAGAACCCACAACGGCCCCAAAUAAUCUCCUCGCUUCGGUUCUCUCCCUCUCCGAACCCAUUCCUUGGGCCGAUUUAUUUAUUUCUUAUUU